Cataglyphis hispanica is the source of this 7382-nucleotide messenger RNA. RefSeq lists its product as uncharacterized. The coding region runs from base 1718 to 3352 and encodes 544 amino acids. The transcript has 8 exons. The record is from RefSeq and is a predicted model, not a curated record. NCBI's taxonomy places the organism in Eukaryota, Metazoa, Arthropoda, Insecta, Hymenoptera, Formicidae. Gene Ontology annotation, molecular function: protein binding. Gene Ontology annotation, cellular component: PRC1 complex.
AAAUAACACGCAAUAAAAUAAAAAGCAGAAUUUUGUGUAAAAAUUUUAAAUAAACUUUAUAAUCAAGCGCGUAUAGUGCAAAAAGAUAUUAUCUGUAUUAACAACGCUUUGAAGCUCGGCAAAAAUUGGAAAAAUAUUUUCGUAACUCAAAUUGUCACUGAUUGUAAAAUUUGUUAAAAUAUUCUACGAAUAUCAAAUAUAAACUAGAUAAAAAUUAAUCAAUUCGCGAAACAAAAAAUAAUAUUAAAAUAUGAAUAUAUUGGAUGAAAAACUGUGUGAAUGGUUUAUACAGCAGAAAGAAUUGGGAAUAGAACCGACCGAUAUGAUGAUUAAACAUAAAAUAUUAGAAAUAAUGGAUGAGUUUGGUGGACCAUCAACAAUUAAUGUAGAAGAAUGGCUCGAAAAAUUUAAAGUGCGUAACAAGGAGUUUAUAGCGCUACUUAGGAGUAAGCCCCCCCAGCAAAUUGAGGAAUCUGAAUUACUUAUAUUAAUCCAGAUGCUAAAUACUUUAUUAAAUCUCUUAAUCAUCAGAUAAAACAUGAAAAUAUUAGUAGAGAUAAUAUUUAUACUAUGACCGAUAUGCGCAUAUCGUGGACAAAUGUUUGUUUUAGAGCCAAGAAACGAAAUGCCAAUGCAGGAAAAUUGGAAAAUGACAGUUCAACUUUUAUGUUUUGUACAAAUGCUACAGGAAACCAUAAAUUAUCGCCCUUUUGUAUUUAUAAAUAUAAGAAUCCAAAAGUAUUAAAACAUUUGAAGAAUAAGUCUUUGGUUUUUAAGAUACAAGAAAAUGAAUUAAAUAAUGGAAGAAAAAUGUUCACACAUUGGUUCAAUAAUCAUUUUAUUCCAUCUGUAAGAAGUCAACAAUCAAGUGAAAAAGCAAAUGUAAACAGUAAAGUACUUUUAAUCGUUAAAACGCGUUUUCAGUUUCAUUUAGAAAAUACCGUACAAGAUGACAAUUUCAAGAUUGUGUAUAUACCAAUAUUUUCAUUCAGAGAUCUUCAUCCAAUAAAACAGAAAAUUAUGAAAGACAUCAGGAGUUCUUUUACACGUGCGUUUAAAUAUUUUUAUACAUCUUUAGACUUUAAAAGUCUUAUUGAAAUGACUUGUGAGCCAUGGACCAUCCUCACCCCUGAAUAUAUUGCAAGUUUAUGGAGUGAAAUUCUCAAAGCAAUUUAUAAAGAAAAUAACGUAAUACAAAAAAUAAAACAAAAGAGGAAAUAUCAGAAUCACUGGAUUUAUUCAGAAAAGACGAAACAAAUAAAUAUCGAGAGCAGGAAUAUACAAGUGACUUUUACUUAGAUAAAACAAUAACAGAAGUGCUUACCUCUAUCUCAGAAGCUGAAGCAAGACAAGAUGAUAUUGAAAAUAUUUUUGACGAGAUGUAUCCGAUACAGAAACUGAUGAUUUGAUUUGACUUCUCAAAUUUGUUCAGUACCUGGGGUUGUACGGAAAUGUCAAGAGCAGGAAUAUCCAAGUGCUGAAAUUAUUGAACGGCUAGAAAAUAAUGAAAGCAUUGAAGAAAACAUAGAAGAACAAUAUACCGAUAAUUCGACAGCAGAUUUACAUAAUUCAGAGAAGAUCAGUAAUAAAAGAUACAAAGUCUCGCAAUACUUCGCAAGAUGACUUUGACUUAGACAAGAUAACAGAGGCGCUUAGCCCUAACAUAGAAGUUGAAGCAAGAUAUGAACAAGAUGAUAUUGAAAAUAUUUCUGACGAGAUGAAUCCGACACAGGGACUAUUUGAACAUAAUAUUUCUGAUGUAAUCAAUGAUGCAGAUCCGAGAAGAACGGCUACUCUGACGGUGGAGGCUCGUUUUCGUAUCAUUUCGGCAUAUGAAUGGAAGAAGUCGUUUGACCGGCCGACUUGGCCAAGAUGCGAUCAGACGGAUGCAGAAGAGCUUGUAAGCGGUGAACGCAAUGUGAGAGACGCGGAGAAACAGAAAAGGAAGAGAGAAGUAAACAGAAAUAUCAGGAGAAAUGGGAAGGGGCGACUUUACAAAAAGAGGAACAAAAAAGAUAUGAGAGGUGAGGUGUCGGGCGAAAACGUGUCCGCGAGCACGGGACCAACACGUGGCGGCGACCGUGGAGAGGCGGCGGAUUUAGGUACGCACACGGAAAACAACGACGGGGCCACCCUGGCAGCGAACACAGCGGUCGACGCCAGGGGCGGAAGCCCUCAGGGUGCCCACCUGUCCGGUGCGGCGACCCCCCGACCGCCAAGGAGUAGAAGGCGGCAGAAUCAGAAUGGUCUCGACACUACUCAAGUUAAAACGGAACGGCUCACGCCUGACAAUAACUCGACAUCGUCGAGGAGCGUGACGCCUUCUUCGUCGAGUCAUCCGGGGACGCCGCCAAAUGCUACGCCUUUGGGAGGACCCGAGGGUCCACCACCACCCCAUCAUCUCAAGCACAUGGAACAGAUGAUGGGGCGAAAUUAUAGCGAUUUCAUGAGAAGUCUCGCCGCCAAAUACAACAAUGCCAACCCCAACGAUUACUUCAGUACAUCGAGGAACGGAUAUCCUCCGGGUUUAGAUCCGAGGUUUCCGGCCUUCAAGACCGCGGCGACGCCAUUUGUUGGUCUGAUGGCGCCUUUAGGGGCACCGCAACCACCGACUAUCCCGACGACCUCCCCUCUCUCCAACAAAGAUCCGAAAGAACAGAAACAGGAUAGUCUCUUUGGUAAUCCCGUGUUUCCGCCUAUGAUCGAUAUGUCCUCUACUCAAGCUCUUCUUCACAUGGUGCGCACUGCCAACGCGGCUCAAAACGCUGCUGAAUUGGAAACAUAUCUUAAAGGCGCGAACAAAAGAGAUGCGGGAGUGACGAGUCCUUUGGACCUUUCGAGUCCCGGUGGUUUUGCACCUCGCAAGCGGCAAAGACCGGAAACAAGAAGAUCCGAAAGCGUAUCUCCCAAGCCGAAACCUACCGCGAGACCAAUCACACCUCCGCCAGUCAGGUGCCCGACGCUCUAUGCUCACAUGCCCUGCGGCGACGGACAAGCUGUGAAUCGCUGGACCAUCGAGGACGUCGUCAAUUACGUCUCGUCGAUCGACAUCUGCGCCGAGUACGCACAGAAUUUCCGGGAGCAUCGUAUAGACGGUGCCGCGCUACCGCUACUCUCGGAGAAUCACCUGACGGGCACGAUGGGCAUGAAACUCGGUCCAGCCUUGAAGCUGCGCAUAAUGCUGGCCCGGAAGAUCGGUGCCUGCACGGUUUGUUUGCACUGUGCCCACUGCCAUCAAACACCGCUACCGACGCUCAGCGCGGCGGGCGCGGCCGCGGCGGUGACGCAACAGCAACCGCAGCAACAGCAACAACAGACGCCAGGCCGACGACCUAGCAGCACCGGAAACUGACAAACAAUGGCGGAGACUCCCCCAUUGGGAUCCGAGACGGUCGUCGCGACACCAUCGUCACCGUCUCCGGAUCUGAAUCGGGCCCUCAGGAUAGAACGGCGCGUACCCCGUCCGGUACGCAAGCCGGAAGUCGUCUUCAAAAAGCCUAUCAAACAGUGACAUUAACGGAGACGAUUUCAUAUGUUAGGGAAAGUGGAGACUCCGCCUGUUGUCAGUAAUCAAGAAUUCGGAAGGACUUUUAGGUAGGAGAAUUCAGACUAUGCAGUUUAGAGCGAAACUAGAUCGUAGAAGAGAGAGAGAGAGAGAGAGAGAGAGAGAGAGAGGAGAGACUUUAAGUGACAUUAACGCAUAAAGCGUAUGGAAAGCUCGAGAAUAGAGAUUUUGAGCGUUUUGUCGAGAGAGAGAGAGAGAGAGAGGACGUUGAAAUAAUCUAAAACCUAAACUAUAGAGACCUGAAGGACUAGCAAAAUUGAAAACUUUGACUGCGACAAUUUAUUGUGUAGAAUUUGAACGAUGCAGGAUGAGGAGGGCAUGUUAUUUAAUGGCAUGCAAUGUAAAAUUGAACGCGCGCGAUAAAAGAGUGAACGAAUUCAACUCUUAACAUUUUUUUUUUAAUAUUUUAACUGAAUGAAUGACAUUUAGAUAGUUAAACAGAAAGAUAUUUUCGAAAAUUGUAUAAAUGCGAUACGAAAAGCGAAAUUAUUGAGUGAUUACAAUUGCAAAAAAGAGAAGUUUAACUGAAUCACGAUCAUAUACAUAUCGUUACGAGAAUAAGCUAAUGUAUAUAACUGUUGAAUAUUAGCGAAAAAACAACGAUUUCUGAAAUUGAACGUAGUUGUUUCAGUUGAAAGGAUUCAAAGUUUAAAAUUUUAUUUUUAUUCGCGUCUUUAAGACUGUAUUAAAUUCAAGAGAAAUCGUAAUCAGUGGAUAAAAUGUAUAAACGUAAUGUAUAAAUAUUUAUUUUUUUUUUCAUGUUUUUGAAAAACAGAAAUCAUGAAAAUAAAUUCACGAAUAAAAUUACAACGGCAAAGUUUUUGGUACAACAUUGUGUGUUGUGUGUGGGAAAAUUUAUAAAAUAAUAAUUAUAUAUCUUAUGAAAUACUUGUGAUCUAUAUCAUGGAUUCAGUACUUAAAUAGUACAUUUUAUAACGUAAGAAAUAGAGAAUUAGCAUAACAUGUCGAACAAGUAAUUUACUUUCAUAUUAGCUUUGCUAAUAGAUUGUCUUCCACUAUGACAAUCAUUGCGUGACAAAAAAUAUAUUGGAGAAAUAUAUUUAUUAAAAUAUUUUAUGUGAAAUCAAAUCUUUUUCCGUCUUAAGGAAGAGAGUGCAGUUAUUAAAUUAUAUGGCUACUCAUCUUAUUUUUUUUUCUCUAUCCUGGCAUUCUAACAUAUCCGAAUAAUUUUUAUCAUAUAUGUGAUCACAUUUUGAUCAUAUUGUUGUUAACAAGAGAAGUAUCCAUCUCUGAUUUUAAUGAGCUUUAUUUUUGACGCUAUUCUGAUAUAUUAAAGAUUUUUUUAAGUAUCCAAAAAUUAUUUUAUGUAGCUCCAAAUAUUUAGAAAAUUAUCAAUUUUUUUCUAAAUAAAAUAAAUUUUGAUAUUUUAAUUAUUUUCAAGCGCACUCCCAUCUUCUUAAGUUCUAAACAUAAUAUAUAAACAAAUACAUAAAAUAAAGAAAUACAUCACAUAAAUAAAUUUCUAAAGUUUUAUCACAUUUCUUUCCAUAUUAAACAUUUUCUUUAAAUAUUUAUCUGGAAUUAAAUAUUUGUCUUGAACACGCGUUUGAAAUCAAGCUAACUAGAAAACACUAAAACUAAACAACACUAAAAAGUUGAAAAUUGUAUUAUUUUUUUUACGAUAAAUAGAUUAGAUUAUAUUUAUUGAAUUAAUUAUUAUUAUUUUUUUUUUUUUAGAGCUAUCGCGAAAUUCAAAUAAAUAAGCAAAAUUAAGCAAACGAGUGCCUAUCUUUGUAAAGUCUUCCAAGACAACGUCAUAGGAUUAAUUUCCGAUGUGUACGUAUUGGACUCAUGUAUAUUAAUCUUGAUUAAAUCUGAAAUCAUACUUCCCGAUCGACAACUUUCUCGAUCGUAACGGCCGAAAUCGUGUCUCCGAGCGGCAAACGAAAAGUCGACGAAACGACAAAUCAUUGACUUGAUUUCGAAAAGAAAACAAAGAGAUAAAGAAAGGAGAGGAAUGUAUGUGAAAGGGUGGUACGCAUAUAUAUGUACAUACAUAUAUACUGGAACGAAUGCGAUUACGUGCGAGUGCGAAAGGGGAUGUAAGGAUAUAGAUAUACGUAUAUAAAAAGGAGACGAUCUAUAAAAUUAGGGAGAAUUACGUGCAAUAACAAUAAAUACGUUUCGACGCGAACUUUGUAACUACCGUAGGAGAUACGUAUUUGCUCAAAUCGUUGUUUCUUUUAUAUAUUUUAACGAAGUUUUUUUUUAUAUAUGUAUGGAUGAAUUAUUAUGAUAAAUAUACUAAAUUAUAUAUUUUUGCUAACGCUCUACGUGCAAAAAUAAAAUCCACGUACGAAUACACUUACAUAAACAUAAACACAUAUUGUACGAUGUACGAACAAACAACGAUAGUUUCACGUGCGAUGGACUUGUAUAGCUCUUAGGGAAUUGUACAUUAGUGUCCCAUUUUUAUCUUGAUCCCCUUUAAUCUUCAAGAUUUCACAAUGUAAACGUUUAUUUAUUUAGUUGUGUAGUACUCGUUGCCCUAUUGUAUUCACGUAAUGAUUAAGACAUAAAUGAUGUUAGAGAGCGACGUCAAAUUGCGCUUACACGUACCAUUCGUGAGAGAAAGCGAGUGUGAACGAUGAAUCAGUUUGUAUAAGAUGAGCAGUAUUUUUUAGAUUUAUCCACACAUUUAUUGUGCAGACUAUAUAAAAUAAACGUAUGUAUACACACACACACACACGUACAUACACACAACAUUUAUCUACGCCUAAAACGGUGUUUCUAUACAUGCGUCCGCGCUCCCGAGUUUGCGUUUAACCGAAAAGUAAAAUACAAAAAAUGAAAAAAAAAACUCACACAGCAUUUUAAAAAAUUCGAUGAAUGUACAUUUUAUUUAAGCAGCGGAAAUGAUUAGAAAUGAUACUCGCGCGGUGAAAGAAGGGGAUUUCAUUGUAUCAGCCCGCGGCUGAUUACGUAAGUCUGUUACUAUUUGUAAUACGAAAUUAUCAAUGGUAAUUAGACUGUAAUCGCAUACGUUAUUACACUUGCUCUUACCGUAUGCAAAGAUAAUUGUAGGUAGAAGUUUGUUUACGUACCUAUUAUUUAUAUAAUUAGUGGUAUAAUAUAUUUCAGCAUACAUAUUUAUAUGUAUAUGAUAAUAUGGCUAAAGAAAAUUUUCUUUCUUUGUUGAUCAUGCUUAAGAAAUGCAACACUUAUUGAUUUACAAUUUACAACAAUAUCGGAUAAGCGAAAUAUUUUUUUGUCACAUAUGCGACAAACUCGGGCGCGCUAACCGAGUUUAGCGGCUUUUACUUAAACAAGAGAUCACUGUACAUAAUGCUUAAGCAUUUAUUUAUGUCGUGCUUUUACAAAUGCUCUGUAGUAUUUUAUUUAGUGUAUUAUUCACGAAGUUCACACGCUAUUAAUGCGUAUUACGAGCGUUACGCAUUAAUUAGUUUUCGUACAAUAUAUUCGUCUGUCGAGAGGAAAAGAGAAACGGACGAGAAAGAGUUAUGGCGGUGACAGAUUCUUUCUCAGCGAAGGAUAAUUUAAUCGCAUCCAGAUUAAAAGCUAGAGUGAGAUGGUAAAAUCGGCGAUAAGGCAAUUUUUUGUGAUAUUUCAAGAUUUUUUAUCCAUCUUUUGGCGUCCUUCCUUAAAAUCGAUCGAUUUUACGUUAUGUAUCCAGUUCAUCUCACCUGAUCUCCCUUCGACUUUUUAUUUUUCCAUCGCGAGUCUGUCGUGUAUUAUCUUACGAUUAACUGUCAUAUCAUGUAUAGUAGAAAUUAAUGGUGAAAAGAGGAAAAACACAGUACAUUGUUUCUGUUAAAAUAAACAUUGUUGAAAAAUA